UUCCAUGUACUUUUUCCAUGAACAAAACUCAGUCACGUGAUUGUCUUUGUCAUUCGAACAGCACAGAGAACCACACUGUGGCACACAAAAGAAGCCUAUGUCGUAGAGAAAACAUCGACGGAGGGAAGAAGAUAAGUUUGAUAAGUUUGAAACUAAGUACCUAUAUAAGGACCACUAUCUUCCAUGAUGUCAGCCACCCACCACACAAAUACUACCACGGUAGUCAUGGCCGCUCCCCAACCCACGGUAGUGGUCCAGCAACCCAAGAGGGAAAGGUUUGCGGACAAAAUUUUGCUGAACCUCAUAAUCUCGUUUUUCUUCCCUUUCUGGCUCUUUGUGUGGUGCUGCAUGUGUAUUUGUGAAAAGUGACACAGCGCAAAGGAUCCUCUGGCGAUCAUUUCUGUGCAAGGAUCAUGUUCACAAAAUGUUGAGACGUGACUUUUCAUCCGUAGACUCCAUAAAUAUAAUUUAUGUGUCCUUGCCUUUAUUACUGCGUAUACACUGUUAUUCAGGAUACAUGCCUUUGUAUAUACUUUUGUAUAUUUAUGUUCCGCAAUCAAGCAUAAGAUAGUUAAAUUAAAUGCAUAAUACAACAGUU
Messenger RNA from Magallana angulata, 598 nucleotides. RefSeq lists its product as uncharacterized. Lineage: Eukaryota; Metazoa; Mollusca; Bivalvia; Ostreida; Ostreidae. The record is from RefSeq and is a predicted model, not a curated record. The coding region runs from base 18 to 362 and encodes 114 amino acids. The transcript is spliced from 4 exons.